GAGACUGAGUUAGUGCGAAGAAAGAGGGAGGGAGGGAGAGAAAAAACACAGACCGACUCGCAUCUGUGGCCGGAGUACGGUGUGCUGUGACUUUUCCUCGCCAUCGAAAUAAGAAGGCAAGAAAACGCCCUGCGAGCUGUGUGGCCGACCUGCCCCACCUGUGAAAUUGAAAUUCAGGCCUACAUUAGCUGUCGUUAACAGCUGGGCUGCUACUGUCAGACUGAGUUGGAGGACAAUCAACUCCAACUGCUGCUGCCGCUGCUGAAGGAGAGGCGGCGUGUGAGCGGUGGAUCCCGUCGAGUGGAGGGCGCUGAAGAGAGGAGAACAGAGGAGAAGAGAGGAGCGGAGUGGCAGACUCUACCAUGCCAGUGCAGGGAGAAAGGCUGAAGUGGUGUCUCUCUCUCUGUCCCUGGAGCUGGAGUCCUCUGCUGUUGCUCGGACUGUUCUCUCUGCACGCACGAGCACACGGCAACAUACUGGACAGUAUGCUGCUAAGAGCAUCCAGUAAGGAGACUGGAGAGAGCGGGAAGGAGAGUUUUGGCAGCACAGUUCCUGCUUCGUCCUCUCAAAGACUCCUGUGGUGUCACUGUUAUCCCUACUGCCCUGAUAAUUUUUCCACCAAUAACAGUAACAAUAACACAUGCAGGACCGAUGGAUACUGUUUUACCAUGGUGGAGGAGGAAAGAGGGACACCGGUCCAGACUGCGGGUUGCCUGGCGCUGGCCGGAGCAGAGUUUCAGUGUAGGGACACGGGGAACUCGCGUCAAAGAAGGUCAAUAGAGUGCUGUAAAGGCGAAGAUUACUGCAACAGGAACCUGCAUCCCACGCUGCCACCGCCCAAACCACCGCUCUACGUAGACGGGAAGAUCCACCACAUGGCUUUGUUGAUUUCGGUCGCUGUGUGCAGCCUUAUUUUGGCUGGCAUUAUUUUAUUCUGCUACUUCAGGUAUAAACGACAAGAGUCCCGUCCACGGUAUACCAUCGGUUUAGAGCAGGAUGAGACCUAUAUUCCACCUGGAGAAUCUCUGAAGGACCUAAUAGAGCAAUCACAAAGCUCUGGCUCAGGCUCAGGGCUCCCUCUAUUGGUCCAGAGAACGAUCGCCAAGCAGAUUCAGAUGGUGAAGCAGAUAGGCAAGGGCAGGUACGGGGAGGUGUGGAUGGGCAGGUGGAGGGGAGAAAAGGUGGCUGUCAAAGUUUUCUUCACCACUGAGGAGGCCAGUUGGUUCAGAGAGACUGAAAUCUACCAGACCGUCCUGAUGAGACACGAGAACAUACUGGGUUUCAUAGCAGCAGAUAUUAAAGGAACCGGCUCUUGGACCCAACUCUACCUAAUCACUGACUACCAUGAAAAUGGAUCUUUGUACGACUACCUCAAAUCAACCACUCUAGACAAUAAAGCCAUGCUGCGACUGGCCUACUCCUCUGCAUCAGGGCUCUGUCACCUCCACACAGAGAUCUUCGGCACCCAGGGCAAACCUGCCAUUGCUCACAGGGAUCUGAAGAGCAAGAACAUACUGGUUAAAAGAAAUGGAACCUGCUGCAUAGCGGACCUCGGGCUCGCUGUUAAGUUUAUCAGUGACACAAAUGAGGUAGACAUCCCUCCCAACACCAGAGUUGGAACAAAGCGUUACAUGCCUCCAGAGGUUCUGGACGAGACUCUGAACAGGAGUCACUUUCAGUCGUACAUCAUGGCCGACAUGUACAGCUUCGGCCUCAUCCUGUGGGAGAUCGCUCGACGUUGCGUCUCGGGAGGAAUCCUUGAGGAGUAUCAGUUACCGUACCAUGAGUUAGUUCCUACGGACCCUUCGUACGAAGACAUGAGGGAGGUGGUCUGCAUUAAGAAACUGCGACCGUCCUUUCCUAAUCGAUGGACCAGCGAUGAGUGUUUGAGGCAGAUGGGGAAGCUGAUGACAGAAUGCUGGGCCCACAGCCCAGCCUCCCGCCUCACAACCCUACGGGUCAAAAAGACACUUGCCAAAAUGUCUGAAUCACAGGACAUCAAGCUGUGAGAGGGCAGCGCCAGGUGUGGGUUUUCACGCGUAGAAAGGGCACUAACAAAUCACACUGGCUCUGGCUCAGACGUUUCUUUCUUUCUUUCUUUCUUUUUUUUUGUUUUUUCUGGCAAAAGGAGGAGGGACAGGAAGAAAGAAGAACACUUAGGAGAUCACAUGAUCGCAGUCUUUGAGUCCAAACGCCCAGAACUCUGCAACACAAGUUCCCUUAAAACAAUCAGGUCUUACGUGGCCCUGCUGUGUUCACCGUAAGAAGGUGAGGCAGUUUUAUUUCAGACUAGUGUGAAGACUUUAAACACAUAGGUUCCUGUUCACGUGCUCCAAAGGCCUUGAAGCAAGAGACUGAGUUUGACGUGGCACUGUAGCGGCAGUGAUAUGCAAACAGGCUACUGACCAUUGAGUGGAAUACUAUAUCACUGCUUUCUGUGAAAGCUCUCUACCUGUAGAUGAAGGUCUGAUUCAUAGAACUGAAGGGGUGUGCCUCAAGGCAAUCUGCCAUUGCAGCAUAACACUUCCUUUCUAAACACGAUCACCCCACUACUGGCUUUAUGCUAUAAUUGGACUGAACACAUUUGUUUUUUUUGUUUCGUUUUUUGUCGCUCUUAAACCGAUUGUCUUUGGUUACAAGAACUGACACUGUGUGACAGAAGAAAAAAAAAAAAAGCAUUUUGAGGCUUUAAGAUGUUUGUUUAUGGUGAUAUUGUUUGUAGACACUGAAGAAUAAGUAUAUGUGUAUUUUUGAGUUGUGACGGGCUAAUGGAAGUUGGUCAAGUGCAUUUUCAAUGUAAGACUCAAACUCUUUAAGGCUAUAUGUGAAAAAUAAAGUUUAUAUGUCCAAAUAAAUCCUCAACUGAGGCUCUGAACAGGCCUCCGUGUGUCCUUGCCCUCCGACGGAAGACGAAACCUGCCUGAGAAGAGGAGGCCUGGCAGUAGUGGGACGAUUGGAGCAGGACAGUGCCCUCUAAAGAGGGUACACGGCGACUGCAGGACUGCCUUACACUUGCUGUGUUGGUGACUUCUUGUUGGCGAUGUAGUGGUGUAUCAUAAAUGUGUGGAAUUGCGCUAGUUUAGGGAUAUCACAAGUUGUUCAUCAUGGGGGAUUGCUAUCAUUCAGGCAUUCUCAAUCACAUACUACCAUAGCAACGCUGAUGAUUUAAGCUCGGGGACCAGAAACACAGUUAAAUGUGGUCCAAGAAAACAACCACCUCAGCUGUCCCCAAACUAUCACACCAAGAGUGUUACGUAACAUUAUUAUUUGUUUUUCCACGGGUUUCCUCUUACAUUUGCAGCGGUCACAGUGAAACCAAGUCAUCUUUCGACUUAGAUCGUCCAAGUUUUUCUGUUAAUUUAAAUUCUCCCAGCAAGAAACUCUAGUUAGCCUCGCAAGCCUCAGCAUGAAAUGGUUAAGUAGAUCCACACAGCUUUCAUCCUCACAGUUAGCAGGCUGUUAGGUCUUCCACAGUGGCCUGCAGUCACAGAAGCGCCCGUUAACAUCGCCUUUAAGUUGGAUCUCCUUAGUAAAAAAACUUCAUAAACUCCCCUUCACAGGUUUCAUAUUUUGUCUGUCAACUAAAAUUAUGGAGCACUUGUCUCCGUCUGAGGAUUUUUUUUUUUUUUUUGGUGUGACAGAUUUGUUGUGCUUUAAAUGCCCUUUCUUUCCUUUUGGGUGUUGUGCCUUAUUUAAUCUGUACCUGCUGUAGUUGUCUGUGAGAGAAAGCGGUGUUUUUCUCGAGUCAGAGGUUGAACAUUCCCCCAAUAAAAGUGUUUCACUCA
Molecule: messenger RNA, 3785 nt
Organism: Mugil cephalus (flathead mullet)
Lineage: Eukaryota; Metazoa; Chordata; Actinopteri; Mugiliformes; Mugilidae
Gene: bmpr1ba
Product: bone morphogenetic protein receptor, type IBa
Exons: 14
Coding region: 363-2009 (548 amino acids)
Biological process (GO): dorsal/ventral pattern formation; cellular response to growth factor stimulus; protein phosphorylation
Cellular component (GO): signaling receptor complex; plasma membrane
Molecular function (GO): SMAD binding; transforming growth factor beta receptor activity, type I; ATP binding
Source: RefSeq, a predicted model, not a curated record